This is a messenger RNA of Naegleria lovaniensis, 1803 nucleotides long. RefSeq lists its product as uncharacterized. NCBI's taxonomy places the organism in Eukaryota, Heterolobosea, Eutetramitea, Acrasida, Naegleriidae. Bases 1 to 1803 code for a protein of 600 amino acids. The transcript is spliced from 3 exons. The record is from RefSeq and is a predicted model, not a curated record.
AUGAAGAAAUUCUUAAAAGACUUUUUCGCAGGUUCUCGGAGUGGUGACGAUCAAUCUCAUGAGGUUCCUCCCAUUGAAGAGUGGAAGAAGGAACAUUUUGUCAAAUGGCUCCAUGAGAAGGAAUUCAACGAUUUUAUUGUGGAAUCCGUGAGAGAGAGCUCUUAUUUUGAUGAAGUGGUUGAUUUUACAAAACUCACUCUUCAUGAUUUGGUUGUGGUCUUGCCCAACGAUUCUGCAGUUGAUGUUCUCAAUGCAUUGGCCGGUGAUUACCCUUUGCUGUAUGAAUCUGUAAAAAUCAGCAAUAAUUUUGAUAAUUAUUUACAAAGCUCCGAUUCGGUUCAUGUGGUGCGUAUGGACACCAUGACUCAAGCUCUACAGAAUUUACCAAAAAGCAACAAUGUUAGCAAUGGAAAAUAUCAACAACGAACAAGCUCGAGUGAUUUGGAUUUCAACAAUAAGAACCCUUCUGUAGCAACCGAAAAUAACAUCAUCACGUACGAAGAGAACAAGUCUUCUCCUCGUAACUCCGAUGAAGAAGAUGGAUCAUCUCCGACCUCAGCCCGAAUCACUCAUUCCAAACACGUGGAAGUGAAUACUGCUCUUAUUGAGAACUUUUUACAGAGAAAGAGAAACAUAUUUACUGACAAGACCAUUUCCUUCUCAGUGGUUGGAAAGGAUGCCAAUCUUGCCAAGGACAUUGAAUUUCCAGCAUGUCACAAUGAAAAUUUUUCAUUAGCACUUCCAAAAUUUACCAAGCUCUCUGCUCAAGAAGGUCACUAUGUCGAGAAGGUGAUUGAAAAACUGAAAGCUAUGGAACUGAACUGCUCAAAUGACGAGGAAAAAAUUGAAGAAAUUGCACAAAAUUUGGCAAUACCUGAAAGAUUUAAAUAUAUUUAUUUGAACCCAGAAAAUAUUGACAUCAAUGCAUUGGAUAGCACAAGCGAAAAGCCAUACAUGACCAUUCAACUUUUAUUGAACUAUAGGAGUGAUCUCAAGGAUGAAGAGUGCCCUGUAGGAGCCUUCUACUUUUCUGUUGCCAUUGGAUUGUUUUGCAUUGAAUGGAACGAUCAAAGCGUGGCGUGUGUACGAAGAAGAGACAUCACCAACUCGGAAUUUAUUGAAAUUGAAACCAUUUACACCCUUUACGAAAUUGAUGCUUUAAUGACUACUGUGUCAAAGGUCUGCACCGAGUGGAAUUCAACCAGAAAAUUCGACAUCAAAAAGUGCAACCAACAACACUUUGUAGUUGACAUGCUCCACCGAUUGAACAUAAUGUCUGUUAUUAAUCAUAAUCGUUUCUACGAGGCGACAGAAACAAAGAAAAAGAAGAGAACCAAGAUCAAGCAAGCAUUCGCUCCUUAUCUUAAUUAUGGAUAUUUUGGAACAUGGAUAUCAAUUUCUGCAUCUUUAUGGUACAAAUUACUAUCAGAAAGUGAAAAUAAUAAUAUCAGUGAAGAGUUAAAGCAAGCAUUACUCAAUGCCAUUUUCGAAGAAGAAAUUGCCACUCCACCCACAGAAAUCGAUUUGGCAAGCAUCCAAAACAGUAUUUCCAACGAUGACAAACUUGUCAUUAUUUGUUUCCCAACUCCAUCUUGCAUUAAAGAAUUUGGAACAUUGACCACAAAUUUCGGCAUGAAAACGGAAACAGAACCAAAUUUCACCUUGUCCCUUUUGAGAGUUUUUAACAAAUCCAUGAAAGCAGAGUCGUCUCUUGUUGGUGAUGAAUUAUCAAGUAACAACAUGAUUUCUAUCAAACCAUCUUGCUGUUUGAAUGGUUAUACACUUUCUCCUCCACGUAGAUGA